UGGAAUCUCUCUCGUUGCUUCCCUUUGGUGCCCGACUUCUUCCCGAUUCCUGCUCGCGAUCGAACCGUAGUCCAAUAAGAAAACGAAGAAGAAUCAAGUUUGACUCAAUCAGAGAUUCGACAAUAAGUGAAAAUCCUCGUCUUCUCCUAGGGUUCCGCCGUCUGCCGCAAUGGCCAGCACCUCUGGCGGUGUGGCGAGAGGGCGCCGGCUCGUGGGCGAUUACAUUAUUGAUCGACAGAUUGGGGCGGGAGCUUUCUCUACUGUGUGGCUGGCGCGGCACCGCAUUCAGGGAACGGAGGUGGCCGUCAAGGAAAUUGCCAUGUCUCGUCUUUCUGAGAAGUUGCGGCGCAGCCUUCUCUCCGAAGUCUCCAUCCUCGGUCGCAUCAGCCACCCUAACAUCAUCGCUCUCUACGACUUCAUCCAGUCAAACCUGCUGUACACUGCUAUGAAGGCUAUUAACUUCAACACCUCUCUCAAUUUUGGUGCCCGAUUGAGCCUUUUUUUCAUGAAGAAGUCAUCUGAAAUAAGGAAUGAGCAUCACUACCUUUGGAUUUCUACAACAUUUACAAAUAUGCUAGAUGAUCAUGAGAUUCCUGGGCGAAUAUAUCUUGUAUUGGAGUUAUGCAGAGGUGGCGAUUUAUCUUUGUACAUACAGAGUCAUGGUAGAGUUUCCGAAGCAACUGCAAUGUAUUUUAUGAAACAGCUAGCUUCUGGUUUGCAGGUUCUCCGUGCUAAUAAUGUCAUUCAUCGUGACCUGAAGCCACAGAAUCUUCUUCUCUCAACAUAUGAUGAAAAUGCAACCUUGAAAAUUGCAGAUUUUGGCUUUGCUAGAUCUCUGUCACCUUCUACCCUAGCUGAUACUCUUUGUGGUACACCCCUUUACAUGGCUCCAGAAGUAAUGGAAUUGAAGAAGUAUGAUGGAAAGGCAGAUCUCUGGAGUGUUGGAGUUAUAUUUUAUCAACUUGUAACAGGAAAGACACCUUUUACUGCAAAUAAUCAAAUAGAGUUACUGCAGAAUAUAGUCAACGCAAAACAACUAUGUUUCCCAUCACAUCACAAUUUGAGCUCUGACUGUAUGGAUUUGUGCCAGAAAUUAUUGCAUCCUAAUGCUGUGGAACGUUUGACAUUUGAGGAGUUCUUCAAUCAUCAAUUUCUUUCCAAACAGCCUCCCGUUGACAUAGCAAGGAUGAUAUAUAGAGAGCAAGAAAGCAUUCCACUGGUUGAAUGCAGUCGUACAAGGUCCAUCGGAGAAAAUUCACAUGAUGACUAUUUGCCUUUCCCUUUAGAUGAGGAAUCUAUUAGGAAGAAAAGAAAUCUUUCUCAUUCCAUGCUCAAGGGCACAGUGAGACCGGAUUCGGGAUUCUCUGUUGAUAUUGGACAUAAAAAUCGGAUUUGUAGUCCAUCAGAAGUUGUAGCCAUUUCUUCCGGAUAUGGUGGCCAUAGGCAUGAUUCUAGGGAGUCUCCUGGUGUACCUGCUAAAGAUAUAUUUUUCAUGGUACAAAAGCCUACUAGUUCCUCUUCGAAAGAUUCUGCGGCUGUGGACUCAUUGGAACUUGUUGAUCAGGAUUAUGUCCUUGUUCCUAGACCACCCCUGCUUAUGUCUUUGUCUUCAGUAAGUCCCUCCAGGCCAAGCAAUUCACCAUGCAAAUCAGAAGGUUCACAAAUUACAUCUCCAAAUGUUAGGGCAUCAAGUGCACCAAUGCCAAUAAGUGGUGCAGCAGUCAGUAAUGCUCCUGCCAUAAGAAGCCUGGGAAGUUGUGGCUCUCCUGCAUCAGAAACUUCCCAUGGAUCCAUCGAUAUGUCUGAUGCUGUGGAGCAGCCAUCAGGUCACUUCAUGACGAGGAUUAUAUCGUUGCAGCAGUUUGCAUCUGUCAUAACAGAUGUGGUCAAAGAAAAGAUCGAAAACGGGCAACGACUGGAAGCAUUCUCAGUUCAGCUAGUGGUUCUUGCUAUCUGGAGGCAAGCACUGCACAUUUGCCAUGCACAUGAUGCAUCGGGUAUGGAAGCAAGUCCGUCGCAUGAAGUAAAGACCCAGAAAAAUUGCAUUUCCAAAACAGUGGAAUAUAUCAACUGCACAAGCUCUCAAGCAUUAGAUGCUAUUUCCUCAGAGAUUCAGAGAAACUUUCUUUUUGGAGUUGAGUAUGGCGAGGAGCUUUCCUGGGAAAUUAGGCAAAUGGCAGUAGCUACCAAGCUGCCAGAUGCAAUGGAAAUAAUAUUCCAAUCUGCCCUUACAUUGGGCAGACAGGGUGGUGUCGAUGAGAUGAUGGGGAACACAGAGAGCGCGUCAUCUCGGUAUUCAAAAGCAGUAUGCUUGUUGUGUUUUCUUCUGGUGGAGGCACCAUCUCUUGUUCUCAGCCCGCCAUUUUCCCUUACGAAUUCAGAUCGUUGCCGGCUCCGCUUGUACAUUGAGGUUAUCAACGAUCGACGAGGCCAGUUCCAGUUACAGAGAACAGUCAUCAAGCAUGAGGGUCAUUAAAGCCCCCUAUAACAUUUCUUCUAAGCCGCUGAUAACUACUGUUCGAUGACUUGCAGUAUUAGUUUUUUGUAUAGUUAUUAUUUUGUUCAAUGGUUCCGUAAGGAUGGUGGGAUUGGGGUACUGUAACAUAAAGGUGAAAUGAUUGUAGUCACUCUAGCAAUUUAGUAAAUAAUAAUUCAAAUCAUGGUUAUUGUUGUUGUUGUAGUAG
Molecule: messenger RNA, 2684 nt
Organism: Musa acuminata AAA Group (dessert banana)
Lineage: Eukaryota; Viridiplantae; Streptophyta; Magnoliopsida; Zingiberales; Musaceae
Product: serine/threonine-protein kinase ATG1c-like
Exons: 14
Coding region: 170-2476 (768 amino acids)
Biological process (GO): autophagosome assembly; protein autophosphorylation; peptidyl-serine phosphorylation
Cellular component (GO): autophagosome; cytoplasm; membrane
Molecular function (GO): ATP binding; protein serine/threonine kinase activity
Source: RefSeq, a predicted model, not a curated record